UUCACUCACUUCACCACCAGCAGCUCUCUACAACUCCACUCUCUUAUCCUUCCUUUUCCCCAUUUCCUUUACCCAAAACAAACACCACAAACCAAAAACACAAAACAAAGAAAAAGGAAAUGGGCAUCAGAAAAACGAACAAACUGGCUCAAACCGCAGUGCUCAAGCAAAUCCUGAAAAGAUGCUCAAGCUUGGGAAAGAAACAUGGCUACGACGAAGAUGGUCUUCCCAUCGAUGUCCCAAAAGGCCAUUUCCCAGUUUAUGUUGGCGAGAACAGAACAAGGUACAUUGUUCCCAUCUCGUUUUUGACACAUCCUCAGUUCCAAUGCCUCCUCCGCCAAGCCGAAGAGGAAUUCGGUUUCGAUCACGACAUGGGCCUCACCAUCCCUUGCGAAGAAGUCGUUUUUCGAUCCCUAACGUCGAUGCUCAUGAGAUGAUAUCACUGCAUAUUUUUAAGGUCAAGAGAUUUGCGUAUGGGAUUUUCUUGGAGAAGAGAUGACCAAGAUGAAGCUUAGCUAUAGAUAGCUAUAGCUUCUCUUUUUUUUAACAUCUUUUUCUUCAUUUUUCAUCAAUCUUGACCUUAAUUUGUUGGGGUUUUUUUUUGUACUUUUAUUCUUUUGGGGGUUGUGAAUGGAGGUUGGUUUUCCACCCUUUUGAGAUGUUUGAUUAUUGACCCUAACUUGAAACCCAUUAACAUAAAAUGGGUUUGGGUACAUUUGUAAAGUUUGAGAUCCAUUUUACUCACAGAGGUAGAUUGUUAUGUUCCCUGUGAGGCAAUUACUACUGUUUUUAAGGAAUUAAGGACAGCUUAAUUGACUGUUUGCCUUAUAAAUUAA
Pyrus x bretschneideri (Chinese white pear) is the source of this 836-nucleotide messenger RNA. Its product is annotated as auxin-responsive protein SAUR50. NCBI's taxonomy places the organism in Eukaryota, Viridiplantae, Streptophyta, Magnoliopsida, Rosales, Rosaceae. The coding region runs from base 120 to 437 and encodes 105 amino acids. The transcript has a single exon. Gene Ontology annotation, biological process: response to auxin. The record is from RefSeq and is a predicted model, not a curated record.